AUGCGACCACUUCUGAUCUUCCUCGUUUUCGUCCUCGGGACCGUGCUCUGCACAAACAGCACCAAAUCAGCCAAGGAAGUGGCAGAGACUCAGAUGGCUCGGAUCGUUGCCGCUGCAAAGAAGUUGGACCUGCGCACGUUCAGUGCUCUCGUGAGGGAUCCCAGAAAAAUCGGUAAAUAAUAACUCUGUGACAUGUAAAAUGACAUUUAAUUUCAGGAUGGGGAACAUGGGUGCCCAUGUUCAUCAACAUGGCCUACGAGAUAAAGAGUGCCACGUACACGUCGUACGGCAUCGAAGCACACAUGUACCUCCCGUCUCCGCUCACCGAGAACCAAGAGACCUAUAAGAUAUACGUGAGUAUUGGCUGUCGCCAUUGAAACAACUUUUUUUACAGCCAUCGGAAAACAGCCCCACUAAGUGGAUCCUCCAGCUAUACGAAGAGAAGGCCAACAGCAGACACUUCAGUUCGGUACAGGAUUCAGAAGGGUGGGAGAAUUAA
Molecule: messenger RNA, 499 nt
Organism: Caenorhabditis sp. 36 PRJEB53466
Lineage: Eukaryota; Metazoa; Nematoda; Chromadorea; Rhabditida; Rhabditidae
Source: the annotation of a GenBank genome assembly